UUCGGUCAGAUUGCAGCGGGCCUUUAUCCAGCAAAAUGGCCAGAUUGUUCCUGUUCCUGUCCUUUGUCCUCUUCAGCCUUGCCCAUGGCGCUGACAAAUCUUUCAACAUUGCCGCGCGACGUGACUACGCCCAUAGCCAUCAUCUUCGGAAGAGGCAGUAUGCAAUCGAAGCUACUGGAUUAGACAGAGCUUUGUAUUGGUUUGGUAACUUCUCCGUCGGAGACUCGGGGCCCCUCUCGCUACUCAUCGACACUGGCUCGUCGGAUAUUCUCAUCGAUCCGGGGUUGUACAAGCCUUCGAAAAAUGAGCUACCGUACGUCAAUACGAAGUUCGCAAUCGAAUACGAGGGCGUGAACAAGGCGGGAUAUGGGUUUGAGAAUAUCAACGGCACGGCGCUGCUAGACACCGUUUCGAUUGGCAAUCUGAGCGUCAAGCACCAGGCGAUUGCCAACAUCACAUCCUUCCAAUUCUUCGACCUCCGCAAACCUCCGACCGUCGCUCUCGAACGCAAUGGGAUCAUCGGCUUCGGGCCUAAAGACGGCAGCCAGUUCAUGCCCCCGGCCGAUCCGUUCUUCUUUAGCUUGUGCGCGGAAAAGGCCAUUGAUGAAUGCAGGUUUGGUCUAGCGUUUGGCACCAACGGCACCGGACAAAUCGUGAUUGGAAAGCUUGAUACUACGCUAAUUGAUGGGGACGUGGUUCCAGUCUCCGAAGUCGACCAGCAAUAUGUGACUGUGGGCGACGUCACCUUGGACAACAAGAUCAUCUCAAAGAACCAGACGAUCAUCAUGGACGUUGGUACUAACAACAUCCAAGGGCCGCUCGACCUCACCAGGUCCAUCUUCGAAAGCCUUGGAUGGUCUUCCAAACUCAGGGUGUCUGAUCAACUCGGCGGAAAACCAGACCGUGUCCUCACGGCUUCCUUCCCGUGUGGCAAGCCUCCAACUCUAGGCUUCAGCUUCCCCACCGAAUCGCAACUCAAGCCCGGCCAAAAGGCCACCAUCUUCAAUAUCUCGCCGGACGUGUGGGACUCGGCGAAGCACAAGAGUGGCAACUGCACAUCGAUUCUCGGUGGCACGAACUUCCUCUCAAAUGUGACGGCGCACACUACGGCAUGGCUUGUGGGGCAGCCCUUUUUCGCUGGUCAUUACAUCGACUUUGAUGCGACGAGCCAUACCAUUUCGUAUGCAAACUUGAAGAACCCGGCGACGGGGACGUGAGGUCUUGCGGGGGGAUAUGGAAGCAGGUAAUUAGUCGCGAGGAGACCACUACGCAAAUCAUGCAUGCCUCGGCCCUUGCUUUCUUUCCUGCGUAUCACGGCGGCCGCCAACUGGGGGCCAACUGUCAUGCAUUCCCAACUGCAUGGGCUGGACUCGUGGGUGACACUGUGCACCCAACCCCAACCUCCCCACAAACAAAACUGACCGUGGCGUCAAGGUUCUCGACCCAAACGCAGCCGUGAGGUGUUCAUGCGAAAUGGCAAGGUAUGCAAGCCCGGAGUUUCUCAAAUAAAUCCGUC
Neohortaea acidophila is the source of this 1516-nucleotide messenger RNA. RefSeq names its product aspartic peptidase domain-containing protein. Gene Ontology annotation, biological process: proteolysis. The record is from RefSeq and is a predicted model, not a curated record. NCBI's taxonomy places the organism in Eukaryota, Fungi, Ascomycota, Dothideomycetes, Mycosphaerellales, Teratosphaeriaceae. The transcript has 6 exons. Gene Ontology annotation, molecular function: aspartic-type endopeptidase activity. Bases 36 to 1217 code for a protein of 393 amino acids.